CGACGUCUGUGUUGUCAAACUGACAAGCAUUUACUCGUAGCGGAGCGCUGACUUAGUCAUCGAUUCCCGAGCCAUUCGUAGCAUAAACAGCAUCAGUUCGUCCGACUCGUACGCAGCCUCUUCAAGCUGUGACGUCACCUUUGGCCAAAUUGACAGGCUGCGAAUAUCGUUCUCUUUCUCGUACUUGAAGCGCUUCAUCAUCCGCAACGCGUACGCAUUCACGUCGACCGGGUAUAAAUACACAAACAUGAACGCAGCGUAUGAACCCGAGAAGAUCCUCUUAACCAGUGCUGCUUCUGCAAUCGCUCCUUCGAUCACAAUACGAGCCUUAGGGUGCUGUCGGAAGAUGGAGUGAAUAUUUAUCACAAAUGCGUCCAUGACAGGGGCAGGUAAAGCAUUCUUGUACAUCUUGAUCGCUGCCGCCUCGUCAAGCCCAAAAGCUUCCCCGGUGCUCUUCACCACUUCAUCCAACUCCACCACUGUAUACCCUUUCAAGCGAUUUGAGAAGUACGUCUUUCCAGCGCCGCUUUUCGCUGUCAGGAACACAUACCUGGGUCGGAGCUCGUUGAUCCGCGUGAUUGCCUCCUCCAUCGAUCUGUACUCACAACAUGCAAUGCACUCAAAUACCACCUUAAGUACGAUUGUAUACUCCCGAAUGAGUACAGUUUAUCGCUCUUCAUCUGGGCCUUCCUGCCCCAUUGCGUCCUUCGUCUUCGCGCUGUUCGGGUUCGGUCCAUGGUCCGGAAGAGGGGGAAGAAGAGAGGUACACCACUGUGCAUACACCUCCCACGUUUAAUGACGUAAAUUUCCGCUCAAAUUCUGUCCAUUUUCUUCCUGUAGACGCCCACGCCGCGACCCAAGACGCCCCUGCCACCUAUGAUGCCGCCACUUUAGCCGAGGCGCGCGAGCUUCAGGCCCAGGAGUUGGAGGUGCUGCAAGCCAUAUAUGACUGUGAUCUGGUGACGCAGAGUUCCACGCCGUUGUACUCGUAUAUUUUUGCCAUUCGACUGCUAUGUGAGGCCACCCCAGGUUCAGCAACGACCGCCGAAGUGCUGCUGCAUUUCGACUUCACAAGAGCCUAUCCUCUCAAACAACCGCCCAACAUUACAGUGGAAGCCAAGCACGGACUGUCAGACACGGAGACACAAAAACUACAGCGCGGAAUGGAGAAACUCGCGCUCGAAAAGGUCGGAGAUGCCGCGGUUUAUGACCUCGUGGUGUUCGCCACAGAUUUCAUCCAGGACCAUCUUAAAGACCAGUCAUCGUUCUUCGACCAGAUGAUGACGCGUCAACAGGACAGAGAAACCAAAGAAAAACUGGCGGAGGACGCGCUGCUGCAACAACAGGAGGAGCAAGCCAAAGCCAAGAAUGAGGAGAUUCUGGCGCUGAUUGACGCCGAAAGGAAGAAGAGAGAAAGCAUAAAGAAGACGAGACGGAGGCGGAGACGACACCGAUCAAGUAUUGAUGGAGAGGAUUACGGAAGCGACGGAGAGAGUCGAGACGACGUGGAGAGUCUGUCGAGUAUUUAUGAACAGCAGACCGAGGCGAGCUCGAAGAGAGAUGAUGCCAGCUCGUUACGUUCGUCGGACUCGGACUCAGAUACGUCGGAUUUGGAUGCUGCAGCAGCUGCGGAACGAUACCACUCGAGAUAUCACGGAGACUUUAAGGAGCUUGGACUUUUGGGACGUGGAGGAGGAGGUGAAGUGGUGAAGGUGCAGAAUCGCCUGGACCGACAGCUCUAUGCUGUUAAGAAAGUGAAACUGGAUCCGGAUGAUAAGACGAUGAAGAAGAAGAUCUUGCGUGAGGUGAAGACUAUUUCACGAAUGCAGCAUCGACACAUCGUGAGGUACUUCCAGGCGUGGAUUGAGGGCGAAAGCGGAAUGUCCAGUGACGACGAAGAAGAGGACAGUGACUUAAGUGAUGAAGAGAUUGAGCUAAGUGACGCCGUCGUAAGUGGGAAAGAAGAUAUAUACGGGGAUGUGAGUCUUUCGUCCGAUGGAUUGGGGCCCAUGACCUCUACAGACGAAGACGAAGACGACUGGUUAGGCACGAUGGGUAGCAGUACAGGACUGUGGUCGACAUCUCGCCAUGAUACCCGUAGUCUCCGCAGCAAUAGCCACUCAUUCCAUUUCUCUUCGCAUCAUUUAGCGUCCGAAAACUAUCCAGAGGAUGGAUUCGAGUGGGAGGCACUGGAAGAAGCUCCAAUGGAAGAGAUGGAUGACUCCAGCGACGAUGAAGACGGUGGAUAUCAUCAAAAGGUAUUGCCACAUAGAAAUCCUGUACCCGAGAAGAAGCGGAAGUUCGAGAAAUUGUACAUCCAGAUGGAAUAUUGCGAAGGGAAUGCUCUCAGAGAGGUGAUUGACAAGGGAGCACUGUGGAAAGAUCCCGACAAGAUCUGGACGAUGUUCCGCCAAAUCCUGGAGGCUCUCGUGUAUAUUCAUCGACAGGGUAUCAUCCACCGCGAUAUCAAACCGCCCAAUAUCUUCCUUGACUCCGAAGGAACCGUCAAGUUAGGCGAUUUUGGUCUAGCUGUUCGCCCUCCCAAGGUCUUGGAAGAUGACAGCAACGACGACUCUACCCCACCCGGAGAAACUGCGACUGGCACUAUUCUGUCCGAGUCGACGGGGUCUUCAGCUGCUGAGCUGUAUGGACGUUUGAAGCUGGAGAACUUGGAGAGUACGCGAGUUGUCGGGCGGUCAAGUGUACAGAACAGUAACCUCAUGACGACAAUGUCAGCGGAUGUGGGCGACGGGAAUAUCACUGCUGGAGUCGGCACAGCGUUCUAUCGAGCACCUGAGCAGGAACGAGAAGGCCAGCGAUACAAUCAGAAGGCAGACUUGUUCUCACUUGGUAUCUUGUUCUUCGAGAUGUGGUCGCCGCCGUUCACAACGUUGAUGGAGCGUGCACAAGCACUUACUGGACUGAGAGAAAGACAUGAACUUCCAGAAGCUUUCAGCGUCUCGGAUGAUGUUAAGAAAAUAAUUCUGUGGCUUUGCGAACGUGACCCAUCCAAGCGACCAAAUGCAAAAGAGUUGUUGGCGAGCCCUCUCUUGCCUGCCAAGAUAGAGGUUGAGGGGUCCUAUCUUCGUGAAGCUCUGGAUACACUCGCAAACCCGCAGGGCAAGUUCUUCGGACAGCUUAUUGAUGCCCUGGUCUCACAAGAGCCUCUCAACCACGUCGAUUACACCUACGACCACCUGGAGUCCGUCAAAAUGCGCAGCUACGAGGUCCAACUGCGCACGAAAACUUACGUCAGGAAUGUGCUACAGAAAGUGUUCGAGCGUCAUGGAGCGGUUGAAAUGUCGACGCCGUUGCUAAUGCCACGACUGUCGGAGCAGACCUUUAACGGUAUCACUCUUAAUGCUCCACCGAACGCAUCAAUGAUGCUGGAUGGUAAUGGCGUGUCGGUGUCGCUGCCAUUUGAUCUGACUGAGAGACUUGCGCGGUUUGUUGCACGACACAACGUUUCAAGGCUCAAAUGUUUCCAAUUCGACCGAGUCUACCGGAAGAGUGUUGGUGGCGGUCAUCCGCGUGAGUUUAACGAGUCGGAUUUCGACAUUAUUUGGGACGAUGGAGGUUCUUUCCGAUUCCUGGAGCUGGAAGGUCUAGAAGUCGUGUCUGGAGUGAUCAGAGCGUUACCAAGUCAUCUAGGAUCCUACUAUCUACGCUUCAAUGACGCCCGAAUGACGCGCGGUAUUCUCGAUCUAUGUCGGGUUCCCAGUAGUGCACGUCGCGAGGUACUGCGUCUGCUUUCAAACGAGGUUUCGUUCUACGUACACGCUGGUCCGCCCGCCACGCAAGCACCUAGCUUGAAACCGAGUCGUUGGAAGUUCGUAGCCAAGCGACUGAAGCAUUACGGUGCACCACCAAGCGCUAUUGAGGCACUAAAGCCAUUUUUCCUGUUACCUGAAGACUGUCUGACGUCGCUGGAUAUGAUCGAGUUGGAAAUACAGAAACUGUUUGCCAAGAAUCGAGCUCUUACAACUCGUGACUCGACCACAGACACAGAUGGUGAGACUGGCUCUUCAUCUGCAGACCGAAAGCAAAUUCAAAAGCGGGAUAUCCAGCUGCGACGUGUUGUGAAGGACGUGAAUGAGGGCAUCACGUCGUUGCGUUUGUUGCUGCAGGGUAUGCAGUUCCUCCAGCUGUCCGGUCCGGUGUGCAAACGAUUAGACUUGGGGCUGAGUCCGCGUCCAGAGAGGUAUUCGUCAGGUUUCAUCUUCCAGGCUAUUCUGCUUGAAGAGUCCACUAAUGGUGGCAAUAAUGCUGGUAAAGUUGCAUCGCUGUUAGUGGCAGCGACGGAUAACCAGAUCAUCAUCGCCGAGGGUGGACGCUACGACGCACUGGUUUCACGUUUCCAGCUCACGACGGCGUACGCGAAAGCCUCUGCAGUCGCUGCUAUGGGGGUGCGUUUUGCCAUCGAUAAGAUUGUUUCGUUACUCGCUGAUUCCAUGAAUUCUGCGUUGUUGGAGAUGAAAUCACCAGCCUCAGAAGUAUUGACUGGUGGCCGCAAGGUCCUGAUCUGCUCAGCUGGUAAGGCGUCCGAUACGAUACUGUUCCGAAUGCAGAUUGCCAUGCUCUUAUGGGGACAGGGCAUCGGCGCAGACUAUCUUCACCCAGAACCGCUGCAUCUGGAAGACUUGGAAGACUAUUGCGCACAGCAAAAUGUACAUUGGAUGGUGAUCGUUCAGAAGCAUAUGAUACGAGAUAAACAGCAAGUGAAGAUUCGAGCGGUGAAAAGCCAUUCUGAAGCUGACGUGGUAACGAAUGUGGCGUCGUUAUCGGAAUGCAUCAGCGAGUUGCUGGCAAACUUUGGCAAACACUCGCAUGGCGAUACUACAACUGGUGGUCGUGGAAACAAUCAUUUUGCUGACAAUAUGAACAACAGCAACAGCGGUGGUGGCGGCAAUUCCUCGUCGAAUGGCAAUACGUUGCAACCAAUCUUUGAUGUAAGGGUGGUCGACGCGAAGUACCAAUCAAGGGACAGAAAUUACCGCAACUAUCAGCUUGAUACGCAGAAGGUUCAGCGUCGCGUGUCCAAGUGGAUCUCGUCCAGCUUUUCAUCGCGAGGGGAGGAAGCCAUGAAAGUGCUGAGUGUUGAUCUGCCGUUUGCGUUGGUACGCGAGAUGUCAUCAGCACUGAUGGAAGAGGGACGCAACGGCAUCGACACUGUAUGUGCUAAUAACCCAAGGUACCGGAAACAACUCAAGUAUACCAUGGAGGAGGUGCUAUCGCUCACUCCGAAUUCGAACUCGCGCGGCGUAGGACGUGAGCGAUAUGUGCUUUUACACAGCAUGGUAGACGAUCGAUACGACAUGAUGUCGCUCGCCCCACCGUCCAAAUCUAGCGGUCGUAAGAGAUAGAAAACAGCCCAAGGGAAGAUAGCAUUUGUAAACACAAAUACAAUACCAAUCGAGUACCAGGAUCA
Messenger RNA from Phytophthora nicotianae INRA-310, 5428 nucleotides. Its product is annotated as PEK/GCN2 protein kinase, variant. Lineage: Eukaryota; Oomycota; Peronosporomycetes; Peronosporales; Peronosporaceae. Gene Ontology annotation, biological process: regulation of translational initiation by eIF2 alpha phosphorylation; DNA damage checkpoint signaling. The record is from RefSeq and is a predicted model, not a curated record. The transcript has 3 exons. Bases 1164 to 5363 code for a protein of 1399 amino acids. Gene Ontology annotation, molecular function: ATP binding; protein binding; eukaryotic translation initiation factor 2alpha kinase activity. Gene Ontology annotation, cellular component: cytosol.